Mus musculus (house mouse) is the source of this 9530-nucleotide messenger RNA. It is a transcript of the gene Ccdc43, whose product is annotated as coiled-coil domain containing 43. The coding region runs from base 7218 to 7790 and encodes 190 amino acids. The record is from RefSeq and is a predicted model, not a curated record. Lineage: Eukaryota; Metazoa; Chordata; Mammalia; Rodentia; Muridae. The transcript is spliced from 4 exons.
CCAAGCAGGGGGCUCACAGCAGCAUGAAUGAGAGACAGCUGGUCACAUCAUAUCCACAGUCAAGAGCAGAGAGGAAUGAAUGUUUGCUUGCUUGUGCUCAACUCAGUUUUUCCUCUUAGACGGCUGCAGACCCCUGCCUAGGGAGUGGUGCUGCCCACAGUGGGCUUGGUUGGUCUUCCUCCAUCAACUAACAAGCUCAUCUCCCCACAGAUGUGCCCACAGGCCAACCUGAUUAAUAUGGUCCCUUAUUAAGGACUCUUCCCAGGUGAUGCAAGGAAGGGUUGACAGUUAAGCUAAUCAGAGUGGUACAGUGCAAAUUUGACAUUUACAAGUCUUAGAAACAAAAGGAAGAAAUCAAGAUCAUGUGACCAAAAAUUAUUAAGCAAAUAAAUAUAGAUAGGCUGUGUUUAAAAAAAAAAAGUGUGUGUGUGUUUCUGCCUGUCUGUCUGAGUAGAACCUCAUGCAUGCCAAGAACAAUGUACAAUUGAGCUAUAUCCCAAGGCCCUCAGGUAAAAGUUUUUUUUUUAAAAAGAUACAAAGUAAAGAAAUAGAACACUUUCCUCAAGAGUAGAUCUGUCCAUGACCUUUUCACAUCCUUGUGGGUCUUCUCAGGCAGUCUAUGCAAGUCCAGAACAAAUACUCUUGGCUGAUGUUUCAGCGUUCAGGUCCCAGUGUUCAUCCUGGCUGGCUCACAGGAUCUUUAACACCUUCAGGGGAUCCAACUCCUUCUCUGGCCUCCAUAGACACCCACCCCCACACAUACACACAUUUUUUUCUUUUAUUAUUUUAUUUUUAUAGUACCGGCCAUCAAACCUAUGAAAGUUAGGGUCUAGAUCUAGGCAAGAACUUUACCACUGAGCAUAGCCCUCGAGUUUCCUCCUAUAAGCUUUUUGUUUCUUAUUUGUUUAUAUGACUAUUUUCUGACACACACCGCUGACGCUUUUGUAGUGAGCCAGUCAAUCAGGGUAUUCUUAAUAUUUAAGGUGUAGAGAGCCUGCAUGGUUUGUAAGAAGCUUUUUCAAAAAAAUGUUUGCAAGUAGCCAUGCAUGUAUACCGAAUGAGUGGGAUUUUGGGUUCAAGCCCUUUUAUGAAAGUAACAAUUACAAUACAGGGCUGGAGUGAUGGCUCAGUGGUUAGAAACACAGGCCCCUGGUUGGGUUCAAAUUUCCAGGACCUACAUAACAGCUUACAAUCCUCUGUAACUCCAGUUCCAAAGGACCCAUUGCCCUAUUCUAGCCUCUAUGGAUACCAGGAACAGGAACACAUAUGGUACACAGAUAUACAUGCAGGUAAAACACUGUGGUGGUUUGAAUACAUUUGGCCCAUGGGAAGUGGCACUAUUAGGUGUGGCCUUGUUGGAGAAAGUGUGUCACUAUGUAGGCUGGCUUCGAGGGCUCCUAGUGCUCAAGCUCCUCCUGUCUGCCUUCAGAUCAAGAUGUAGAACUCUCCAUGUUCUUCCAGUGCCAUGUCUGCCUGCAUGCUGCCAUGCUCCCACCAUGAUGAUAAUGGUCGAAUCUUCUACACUGUAAGCCAUCCCCAAUGAAAUUUUGUCCUUUAUAAGAGUUGUCUUGGUCGGUCGUGAUGGCACGACCCUUUAAUCCCAGCACUCAGGAGGCAGAGGCAGGCGAAUUUCUGAGUUCGAGGCCAGCUUGGUCUACAAAGUGAGUUCCAGGACAGCCAGGGCUACACAGAGAAACCCUGUCUUGAAAAACAAAAACAAACAAACAAACAAAAAACCAACAACAACAAAAAAAGGAGUUGUCUUGGUCAUGGUGUCUCUUCACAGCAAUAAAACCCUAAGACAAACACCUAUACAAAUAAAAUAAGUAAAACAAUUUUUUAAAAAAAUUAAAAAGAGUAAUAAGUAUUUGGGCAUUAUAUCAAUACCAACUUCUCAAUUUUCACUUCCUUUUAUUUAUUUAUUUGAGCAUGUUCCAAGGUUCAGGUGUAGAGGUCAGAGGACAGCCAGUGUUCAGCUCAUUCUCUCCUUCUGCCAUGUGGACUCCAGCAAUGAAGCUCAGGUCUUGGCCACAGGUGCCUUUGCACACCGAGACAUCUCACUUGCUCUGGUUUUCUUUCUUUCUUCUUUUAAAAGAUUUAUGUAUGUAGGUAUGUAUGUAUGUAUGUAUGUAUGUGAGUAUACUGUAGCUGUACAGAUGGCUGAGAGUGCUACGCUCUCCGGUCGAGUCAACUGGACAAGCCGAAAGGCUUAAAAGUCACUCAUGAGGCAAAAGAGUUUCAAGGAAGCUCUCCUCCUGGAGUCUAGUGUUCUCUACCCAUUCAUUAAUUUUUCAUUCCCAAGUUCCAUUACCGCGCUAGUCUAGAGUAUGGAUCCACAUGCUCUCUUUCAGUAUUUUCCUAUUAUAAGUGCUCUGACAUGGCUAAAGCCUUCCGCCAGUGUUCCAACAGUCCAAGGGCGUCCUUGACCAAGUUCAAGGGUUUAGAAUUCAGCAAGAUUGUAAAAGGUAAGUCACUCCCUUACACAGGAAUUUACCAUCACUUAGGAAGAAGGAAGUUUCAGACCAAAGGAGAAACCAGAAUAGAUACACACGUAUUUACAAUGGCCUAAGGGGAAGGUGGACUAUACAAGAGACUAAAAUAGGAACUAUGGCAAGGACGCGGAAGCCCUUGACCCUGGCUUCUAAGACUAGUGAAUUUUAGGUGGAGCCCUUGUUGAUCCCAGCUGUUAUCAAUGUAUUCUAUCAUGGGUGGUUCCCGUUAGACCUUUUGUGUUUGCAUUCCUCUGUUUUAUGUAAGAUUCCAGUUACCUCAAUUGUACCUUGCGAAUAUGUCACCCAACUUCCUUAUUGUCCUCUGCAUAAAAAGUCUGAUGCUCGAGUUGUAAAAUUACACUCAGAUUCCACACGAACUCUCCUGUGUGUGUGUGUGUCUGUUUGUCCCUCAUCCACGCUUUGCCCACCCUCGUCGAGAGACCCCGUUCCACGCAGACACAGGGACCCAGAAGGUCUGCGGCAUGAGAGCCUUCAUGUGGUUGUUGGGAAUUGAAUUUUAGGACCUCUGUUCACUCUGGUUGACCUCUCUCACUCCGGUCAACCCCACUCUCUCCGGCCCAAAGAUUUAUUUAUUAUGAUAAAUAAGUUCACUGUAGCUGUCUUCGGACACCCCAGAAGAGGGCGUGAGAUCUCAUUACGGGUGGUUGUGAGCCACCAUGUGGUUGCAGGGAUUUGAAUUCAGGAUCUUCGGAAGGGCAGUCAGUGCUCUUAACUGCUGAGUCUUCUCGACAGCCCUCUAUUUUUUCCCCCCUGAGAUGAGAUCCUGAUUCAUUGUUUCUGCUGUCCUCUAAUUUCCGGAGAUGGACUUCCUGCCUCAGCCAACCCAGCAUCCUGGAGUAAAGCUGAUAGACACCUCACCCAACUCUGUUUGAUUUUGAUGCUGUAAUAUGGUUAUGGGAGAGGAUACUGUUAGGUAGGCUGGACAAAGGCAUUCAAGACUCUGUGUUUGGGGCAGGAGAGAUAGCUCAGGAGCUAAGAGUGUAUCUUGCUCUUCCAGACGACGGAGUUCAAUUCCCAGUACCUACACUAAGUGUCUCAUAACCAAUGGUAAUUUCAGCUCCAAGGAUCCAAUGCUGAUAGAUUCCUCAGGCACCCACACCCAUAUUCACACACUAAAGAAAAUCUUUUUUUUAAAAGUCAGCUCUUUGAAACUACAUCUGUGAGGUUUGUUUUCUUUUUCUUAUUUUUAGGAUGAGUCUUAGGUAGCUCAAGCUGGCCUUGAUCCAAUCCUCUGCCUUCACCUGCCAAGUGCUGGUACCGUGGGCAGGCAUCGCCAUCAUGCCCAGCUUCUGCUUCCCGAAAAUAAAAUGUCUGUAUGUGGUACUUCCCUGACUUGAGAGCUCAACGUUGACCUCAAACUAUGAUGUGUAACUGAGGUGUCCCUCUGACUUACUGAUAAAGACCCACUGUUAGUGGAUUAGGAGUGUAUGUGGUUAAGACGUAGUUUGGUGUAAAAGCAAGGGCUCACCAUGUGUGAGGGCCUAGAUUCAACCUCAGCACCCAAAGAACAAGAAAGAGGUAUCAGGGACAUGAAAAAGGGUGAGCCUUUGGGGACCAACUCCUUUAAUGCUGUCUUAGUCAGGGUUUCUAUUCCUGCACAAACAUGACCAAGAAGCAAGUUGGGGAGGAAAGGGUUUAUUUAGCUUAUACUUCCACAUUGCUGUUCAUUACCAAAGGAAGUCAGGACUGGAACUCAAGCAGAUCAGGAAGCAGGAGCUGAUGCAGAGGCCAUGGAGGGAUGCUACUUACUGGCUUGCUUCCCCUGGCUUGCUCAGCUUGCUUUCUUAUAGAACCCAAGACUACCAGCCCAAUGAUGGCCACCACCUACAAUGGGCUGGGCCCUUCCUCCUUGAUCACUAAUUAAGAAAGUGCCUUACCGCUGGAUCUCAUGGAUGCAUUUCUUUACCUAAAGCUCCUUUCUCUGUGAUAACUCCAGCUUGUGUCAAGUUGACGCACAAAACCAGCCAGUACAAAUGCCAUAUUCUUUCCUUCCUUUCUUGCUUCCUGUCUGUCUUUCUCUCUCUUUUCUUCUUUUCCUCUCUCUUUUUUUCUUUCUUUCUCUCUCUCUCUCUCUCUCUCUUUCUUUUUUUCUUUUCUUUCUUUUUCUUUUUUUUGAAACAGGGUCUCACUAUGUAGCCCUGGCUGUCCUGGAACUCACUAUCUCACUAUGUAGACUAGGCUGGCCUCGAACUCAGAAAUCCACCUGCCUCUGCCUCCCAAACGCUGGGAUUAAAUUCAUGCACAACUACACCUGGAUUCAAUGCCAUAGUCUUAGCAUUCAGAAGCCAUGAGACUAAAACUUUAAAAUUCUGUAUUUCUACAUUUGUAUUUGUGACAUGCUAUUUAGUGCCCAUUUAUUUGCUUUAUCUCAAUACUAGUAAGAGUACAGAAUUCUUUGAAGAGGCCUUUUACCACCCUCUCCCCUUCUCCUCCCAUCUUUCUUUUUUUUUUAAAGAUGUAUUUAUUUAUUAUAUGUAAGUACACUAUAGCUGUCUUCAGACACUUCAGAAGAGGGAGUCAGAUCUUGUUACAGAUGGUUGUGAGCCACCAUAUGGUUGCUGGGAUUUGAACUCCGGACCUUCGGAAGAGCAGUCAGGUGCUCUUAUCCACUGAGCCAUCUCACCAGCCCCAUCUUUCUUGAAUAGCUAUUUAAGGCCUGUUGUUCCAGCUGGGAUUUCUAGAGGUACCCUAGCAAGCCUUUUCAUAGUUUUCUGUCAGGCUGGUCUGGCCUCAGACCCUUGUUUGAGCCUCCCAAAUGCUGAGGUUAGAGAUGCUGCCAUGCCUGGCAAACUUAUUCAUUUUUUGAAGAAUGUUAAAAUCCCCCCGGUGUUGCGAGGUAACUCCUGGAUCCCUGAACUCUCCCUUCCCAGCCCCCAACACCCUUCAACAGGACAAAUGAAUGACUUAGGGAUCCAGUCAUACCUUCACCAAAACCUUAUCUCAAUUUAGGUAUGGUGGUGCUAGUCUGUAAUCUCAACACUUGGGAGGCAGAGUCAGGAGGUUUACAAGCUCAGAGAAAAGAAAUAGAUUGAGUCCCAGGCAAGUCUGGAUUACAUAGCAAGACUCUGUCUUAAUACCACCAUCUCCACACAAUCACCUAUUUACUUCUGGGCUGGAGAGUUGACUCAGAUGCUAAGAACACUGGCUGCUUUUCCAGAGGACCCUUGUUUGAGUUCCAGCAUUCACAUGGUGGAUCACAAACAUCUGUGUUUCACGGGAUCUGCCUACCCUUCUGGUCUCCCUAAGGGCAUCAGGCACAUCGGUAUACAAACAAACAUGCAGGCAAAACACCCAUACACUUAGAAUUAUGUCACUAAAGUGUCGUUAUUUCUAUUAUUUCUUUAAAUACCUAUUCCCAUUGGACUGUUUGGUCCCAUAGGGAACACAGAUCUUUGAGCCACUCAUCUUUGAAUUGUCAGUCUGUAACAGUGUUGUGGUGAAUGUAUUCAGUAAGUAUCCAGUGAAGCAAGCAGUCAGAGUAAAGGCCCCUGCACAGCCUCCUCCUCCUCCUCCUCUGUAGUUUGAGUCUAGCCCACCUCAGGCCAGAGCUGGCAUUCUGCUGGUAGAGUUCUGUCCCCUCUUAGGUUCUCUCUCAUGGUGUGUCAUUUCCUUACCCAUAUAUAUAUAUGUCAUUGAUGUUUUGCCUGCAUGUUUGUCUGUGUGAGGGUGCCAGAUCCCCUGAACUGGGUCCCUGGAAGAGCAGCCAGUGCUCUUAUCAGCUGAGCCAUCGCUCCAGUUUCCUUAUCUUUUAAUCGAACAUAAAGGCAUCUCCUCGCUGGGUUGUUGGGAAGAUGGCAACAGAUACUUCAUGGGAACCUCUUAGCACCGUCCCUGGCAGAGGACAGAACUUGUUUCUUGGGUUGGCUGUCAUGUGUCUACAGUCAUUUGGGAAGAGGGGAAUUUAGAGAACGACCUCCUAUAAGAUUGGCCUGUGGGACAUUGUCUUGAUUAGUGAUUGUUGUGGGAGAGCCCAACUUAUUGUGGCUGGUGCCACCCCUGGGCAGGUGUCUCCUAGAUGGUGGAAGAAAGCAAUCUGAGCAAGGCAAGAGGAGCAAGCCAUUAAACAGCAAUCUUCCAAGGCUCCUGCUUCCAGGUUCGAGCCUUGAGUUCCUGUGACUUCCCCUUAGUAAUGGGGCGUGACCUGAGAGUGGAAGCUGAAAUAAACCUUUUCUCUCCUAGUUGCUUUGGCCAUGGUGUCUUAUCUCAACAGAAACUCUAAGACAGUCCUCAAAGGUAUACCUGUGGAAACACGGAAGCAAUAAUUAAAAGCAAUGACUCCGAGGCUGCAUGUUUAACUGUUGAGAACCUGCUAUGUGUCUCUGUACAGAAAUGAGUCAGAGAACGUUUUCUGAAAUUUGGGUUUUCAGGGAAGGCGGCUUGGAAUGGCAGUGAAGGUGGUAUUCCGGAACACAAGACUCAGUGGGGCAUCCUGGCUUCACAUUCCACAAGAACCUGCCGGGCGCAGAGCAGAACUGCUGGAAUCCGUGGUGAGCAGUCCUCUGAGCUCUCUGUCACGUGUCUGACAAUGACACUGAAUCCGAUCGUUGCCAACUAUAACGAACCGGUUCAAAACUCACCUGCCGGUGUUCCUGGGUGCCCAUGCGACCACGCUUACACCGAGAAGCGCUAGCUGCGAGGACAUAAAGAUACCUCAAACCGCGGAUCACAGCCCGGCGCGCAGGGGUGGAGGAUCCCUCUCCGGGCAUGCGCGCUGGCCCAGUGGCGCGGCCCGACAGGCACUGCGGUAGGCACCCUCGGGUCCGGCAGGACCCUGUCCCCAGCAUGGCGGCGCCCAGCGAAGUGGCCGCGGCAGUCCUCGGUGAAGGCGAUGGCGGGGCUUUUGGAUCCUGGCUUGACGGACGGUUGGAGGCGCUGGGAGUGGACCGAGCCGUUUACGCCGCUUACAUCCUUGGCGUCCUACAGGAGGAGGAGGAGGAAGAGAAGCUGGACGCCCUGCAGGGUAUCCUCUCUGCUUUCCUGGAAGAAGAGUCUCUCCUUGAUAUCUGUAAGGAAAUUGUGGAGCGAUGGUCAGAAACACGGGAUGUCACCACCAAAGUCAAAAAGGAAGAUGAGGUGCAGGCCAUCGCCACCUUGAUUGAGAAGCAGGCACAGAUUGUGGUGAAGCCCAGGGUGGUUUCAGAAGAAGAGAAGCAGAGGAAAGCAGCCCUGCUGGCCCAGUAUGCCGACGUGACAGACGAAGAGGACCUUGUUCCGAAACACCAAUGUGGAAGAUGUUCUCAAUGCUCGGAAAUUGGAGAGAGACUCACUUCGGGAUGAGUCCCAAAGGAAGAAGGAACAGGACAAGCUGCAGAGGGAGAAGGACAAACUAGCCAAGCAGGAACGCAAGGAGAAGGAAAAGAAAAGGACACAGAAAGGCGAACGGAAGCGAUAACCUUGGCCCACUCUGCUCCUUCCACCCAUGAAUUGUGUGUCUGUGUAUUUAAGAGAACUGAGACUAAUGUAUUUUCCAAAAUUUCCUAAGGCUUUCCCCCGUUGUUUACAUGUUGAAAAGGAAAAUCACAAUCACUUGUAAAUGUGCCAUGCUCUGGUGGUGUGGGCAGUCAAUUAUUGUUAGAAUCUUUACCAAAGAUCUGGAGUUAGGGUAGCCUUUCUAUUUUAGUACUGAACUCCUGUGCCCUUCUUUUUUAAAAAGGUCUUCCCUCAUUUUGUAUAUUUAGCCAGAUACAGAAAGCUCACAUCCUGAAGGAAACAUGACCAUUCUGAGUUUAAAAAAAAGUACAAAUUGCUUCUGAGGCACUAUUUGCCCUAAAAUAUAAUGGGCUUUUGUUUUGAGACUGGGUUUCAUUCUGUAGCCCAGGCUAGCCCUGAACUUGUUACAGUGUCCUUUUUUUCUCAGCUUCAGGAUUAUGGACAUAGAUCUCCACACCUGGCUUGUAACUAUUUUGAGGCUGAAAGAGCUAAUGAAGGGCCCUGCCUAGAUCCAGACUUUCUGACAUCAAAUUAGGGAAGUGGAGGAAAUUAUUUGGAAUGUGAUCUAAGUUUUUGUUUUUUUUUAAUGUGUCAACUUGGGCUCAGGCUGUAGUUGUGUUGCGUGCCUGCUUAGCAUAUACAAGGGCCUGGGACUGGGCCCCAGUAUGGAAGAAAGACUUAACCUGUGGGAAAAACAAUUAUCUUUUUAAAUAGAGAGCUAUGUAUUUUUCAUGUAAUCUGUGAUUUCAAGAAGAUGAUUGGAGUAUAAGGAUUAUCAUUUUGUUAGGUAGAGUUUCUUUUUUUCUUUUUGUAAUCAUGAGUUCCCUUGACUCCCCUCUUGAUUUUCUAUCUUGAUUUAUCCUGCAGGCAUGUCCUACCUUUUGACAUUGUGACUUGGCUUUGUUAAAAACUUGCAAAAAAAAUCAUGUUUUAAAUGUUAUGAUUUUGUGUUAGGCUGAAUUUAUAGCUGUCCUUGACCUCGGGUUGGACACACCUGCAACAUGAAUAGUAAGACCUAAUAAUUCCUGGCUUAAAGAAACUGAAGGAAUUACUCUUUUAGAGAAAAACACUGGAAAUUUUGCUAACACAAUACUUAAAAGUAUAUAGUUGGUGGUUAAGCUUAUGAGAUGAGUGAAUGGAAAACCUGGGAGAGGAAAGGGUGGACAGAAUUCAAGUCUGCUUCUGUCCCAGCCACAUCCACUUGUCAAUAAAGGCCUUCUGUACCUGACUUUGGGCAACAGGUAUCAAAAGCCUCAAGAGAACAGUUUCUCUGAUAAGAUUAUUUUAUACCAGGGGUCAGAAGACUCCACUCACGGGCCAAGUUUGGCCCAGUCAUUUUUGUAUGGGGAAAAAACUAAAAAGGUUUUUUACAUUUUUAAAAGGAAGACAUUCGUGACUGAGACCAUACGUGGCCUAUAAACCUAGCAUUUGGAGAAAGUUUGCUGACUUUUGUAACAUUGGCUGCCUUUGUGCAGAAGAAAAAAACAUGGUAGGGAAGGAGCUCUGCUGCCUCUUUGCCCUACAACCAUGGCAUUGCAAAAAUAACCACCUUUUUCUUUUUUUAAAUAAACUUUAUUUAAGUCAGUG